This is a messenger RNA of Erythranthe guttata (spotted monkey flower), 972 nucleotides long. The record is from RefSeq and is a predicted model, not a curated record. Lineage: Eukaryota; Viridiplantae; Streptophyta; Magnoliopsida; Lamiales; Phrymaceae.
AUAAUAAAGAAAUUCUUGUUAGAUUUACAUCAGGAGUUUGGAAAGGACCCCGAAUAAAUUAUUCUACUGUUAAAAAAGAAAUCCUUUCAAUUGUUCUUUGCAUACAAAAAUUUGAAAGUGAUUUGCUAAAUCAAAAAUUUCUAUUACGAAUUGAUUGUAAAUCUGCAAAAGAUAUACUUCAAAAAGACAUAAAGAAUGUUGCAUCAAAACAAAUUUUUGCAAGAUGGCAAGGCAUAUUGUUUGUUUUUGAUUUUGAUAUUGAGUUUAUAAAAGGAUCAGAUAAUUGCUUACCUGAUUUCUUAACUCGUGAAUUCUUGCAGGGACAUAAUGAAUAAAGACAAAGGGAAGGCAAAAGCCACUGGUGAACCUUAUAAGGUUCCUUCAUACAAAAAUGUUGUGGGAAAAACCCCAGAACAAUUGAGAAAAGAAGCCUUAAAGGCCACGCCAAAAGAAAACAAACUUAGAGAUGAUGCAUAUGCUAUUGCAGUAUCGUCUAAUAUGACGAAUGAAUUCGUUUAUCCAUAUCUUCCUAUUUCUACAAUAUGGAUCGCACCAAUAGAGCUUAAAUAUGCUCAUCUUGCUGCUAAUGAAGCUGCUAAAUUCUACCUUCAAGAAUUUGCAGACCCAUUUCUUUAUCCUAAGGAUUACAAUUUUUAUUAUGCAAUACUUGACUCUACUGGUUCUGUAGAAUUUGAUUCUGUUAAUCGAACAGGUGGUGAAUGGGCUUAUUCCAAAGCUUUCUUCAAAAAGGUAAUUACUCCUCAACAAUGGAAUGGAGACCUUUAUAGAUUCAGAGAACUUCCUAAAUAUAGAAAGGAACAAAAUAAAUUUUGGUUCAACUAUUUUGAUUAUAUCAAAGCUUGGGAUGGUGCUUUCUGUUAUGAGAACAGACAAAGAAAGCACAGUUGGUUUUUCCAAUUUAGAGAUUUUGAUCAAAGUUCUCCUUUACCACAAAACCGACGACUCGAUUAA